Messenger RNA from Corylus avellana, 1766 nucleotides. RefSeq names its product reticulata-like protein, putative (DUF3411) (gene LCD1). Gene Ontology annotation, cellular component: chloroplast inner membrane. NCBI's taxonomy places the organism in Eukaryota, Viridiplantae, Streptophyta, Magnoliopsida, Fagales, Betulaceae. Gene Ontology annotation, biological process: plant organ development. The record is from RefSeq and is a predicted model, not a curated record.
UCCCACGUGCGACGACCAAAGAAAUAUAUAUAGGAUGCCGUCACUGCUUCCCCCGACUGGUGUUCAGGUGAGAAAAAGCGGAGACGGGAGAACCCAACGUCUGCUAAUAAUAAAAUCAAAUUAAAUAAAAAAGAAAACAAAAAGUCUUUUUUGUUGUCUUUUUAAAUUCUGAGCAAGACCCUUCACUUUCCUCUCGACUUUCUCUCUGUCCAAACGAAGGUACUUUACACACCCUCUUCAAUUAGAGUGAGAUUUAGAUUUGUAUUUUAGUUCAAAAUUAUUUGUCGAGUUAUCAAAUGGCGGGUUGUUCACCGAGCUUGGGGGUAUCAAAUGUCGUGAGCUCCCGAAACGGGGUUGUUUCGGGGAAGGUGUUGAGUCAGAGCGUGGUUGUGGAGAGUGUGAGAUUUAGGAAUGUGGUUAAGGAGGUGGCUUUUCCGGUGUUGAUUAGGAGCAACAAUAGGAGUAGACAGAGGAACCACCGGCUUGUGGUGGUGGCAAAUGGGUCGCAGCCACGUGGAGAGUCGCAGUCCGGCGUAGCUGCGGUCACAGUUGCGAAAGAGGAAGGCGAUAGUGAUAUUGGUGUAGGGAAGGGUAUUGGGGUCUUGGAGGGUGGGUAUGAAGCGAGAGAAGAUGCUGGUGGGAGUGGUGGAAAUGGGAGAUUUACCAAUGGUAGAGGAGGCGGCGGAGGAGGUGGCGGUGGUGAUGACAAUGGGGAUGAUAAAGAAGAAGAGGAGCUUGGACCAAUUUUGAAAUUUGAGGAGGUUAUGAAGGAGACGGAGGCUCGGGGGGCUAGUCUUCCUAGAGAUAUGUUAGAGGCUGCCAAGAGCGUGGGGAUUCGCAGAGUGCUUCUCCUUAGAUAUUUGGAUUUGCAGGGGUCUGUCUGGCCUCUGGGUUUCGCAAUGAGGACAUGCGCUAUACUUCGCAAUCGAAUGUUGGCUGAUCCGUCUUUUCUUUUUAAAGUUGGAACAGAGAUUGUCAUUGAUUGUUGUUGUGCUACAUUUGCGGAAGUUCAAAAGAGAGGCGAAGACUUUUGGGCAGAAUUUGAGUUGUAUGUUGCAGAUCUCUUGGUUGGGUUGGUGGUUAACGUUGCUUUGGUUGGUAUGUUGGCACCCUAUGCUCGUAUUGGGGGACCAUCUCUAUCUAAGGGGUUCCUUGGACGAAUGCAACAUGCUUAUGGAGCUCUUCCUAGCAGCGUGUUUGAAGCUGAAAGGCCAGGAUGUAGAUUUUCCAUACAGCAGAGAAUGGGUACAUACUUUUAUAAGGGUAUCAUGUAUGGAUCAGUUGGGUUUGCAUGUGGCAUCAUAGGCCAAGGCAUUGCAAAUUUGAUCAUGACUGCCAAGCGGAAUAUAAAGAAAUCAGAAGACGACAUACCUGUGCCACCACUUCUAAAGACUGCUGCUCUUUGGGGUGUAUUUCUUGCCGUUUCCUCCAACACCCGCUACCAGAUCAUCAAUGGACUGGAACGCUUGGUCGAAGGAUCAGCUUUUGCAAAGCAGGUUCCACCCAUCGCCUUGGCUUUCACAGUUGGUGUGAGAUUUGCCAACAAUGUGUAUGGUGGGAUGCAAUUUGUUGACUGGGCUAGAUGGAGUGGGGUGCAAUAAGUGCAGGUGUUUCCUCUUUUAUGUUGGAGAUGCCUUCUAACCACUUAAAUGGGGGACUUAAAAAUAAAAUAAAUAUUUAUGCUAAGAAAUCAUUCAAUCGAUUGGAUCCCCUAUUGUAAUAUUUUUGACCUCUAAAAAUGCUAGCAGAUUGAUGUUUUGUCUUCA